GGCGGGCGGCGCCGCGCCGAGCCGAGCCGGCAUGUGCGAGACCUACUCGCGGUGGCUGCUGCGGGUGUCGGUGGCGCAGAUUUGCCAGGCGCUGGGCUGGGACUCGGUGCAGGUCUCGGCCUGCGAUCUCCUCACCGACGUGCUGCAGCGGUACCUGCAGGGGCUGGGCCGGGGCUGCCACCGCUACUGCGAGCUCUAUGGCCGCACAGAUCCAAUUUUGGACGAUGUAGGUGAUGCCUUCAAGCUUAUGGGGGUUAACCUGCAUGAGCUAGAAGAUUAUAUACACAAUAUUGAACCUGUCACAUUCGCACACCAAAUCCCUUCGUUUCCCGUCAGCAAGAACAAUGUCCUGCAGUUUCCCCAGCCGGGAAGUAAAGAUGCGGAAGAAAGGAAGGAGUACAUCCCUGAUUAUAUGCCUCCUAUUGUCUCCUCUCAAGAAGACCUGGACCUGGACCUGGACCUGGACCUGGACCUGGACCUGGACCUGGACCUGGACCCUGUCACCAACCCCACCACCCUGCUGGCUCUUGUGGAGUCGACAAAGCUCCUUGUAACUACCGAGCAUUUGAUGCUGAAAAAGGGCCCUCACCCCAGGACUCAGAGCUCGGACAGCGAGUGCAAUCAGCUUCGAAUCCGGCCGCAUUUGCCAACUGCACGAGAAAUGUGCAAGCUUUGCUACACGUCACUUUCAUCCAGCAGAAUCCCAUCACGUGUGGGAUGGUCUCGGGCUUUCAAAAAGGAACAGAGGAUGGAUGGUGUUCACAUCUGGACAUUUCUCGCUUACGGUUAA
This is a messenger RNA of Athene cunicularia (burrowing owl), 790 nucleotides long. Its product is annotated as transcription initiation factor TFIID subunit 3-like. Gene Ontology annotation, cellular component: transcription factor TFIID complex. NCBI's taxonomy places the organism in Eukaryota, Metazoa, Chordata, Aves, Strigiformes, Strigidae. Bases 32 to 790 code for a protein of 252 amino acids. Gene Ontology annotation, molecular function: protein heterodimerization activity. The record is from RefSeq and is a predicted model, not a curated record. The transcript is spliced from 5 exons.